AUGCAAUCUCUGUUUGGCUUUCAUGAAACCCUAGAAGUGGUUACUAAUAGAGUUCCUGUGCUGGCUGCAAAUGCAUCUGACACACAGAAAAUUGCCAACACCGAAGCCAAGAAGAAGUAUUGCAAGGUUGUAUAUUGCAUUCAGACGGCGGUCGAUACGAGUAACUUUAUGGGAGAAGACGAAAAGGUUGUAGAGUAUGUGUUGAAGGUGCAGAAACUCGUCCAUCUCUUGAAGGGUUAUGGUGAAACCCUAACUAACAAGAUAAUAGUUAAGAAGGAUUUUCAAAAGGAAAGAAGUUCAAGAUUCGAUACAAGCUUUGCAGGCUCUGUCAUGGAAAAGAAUGGUGGUUACAACAAAUUCAAAGGCAAAGUCGACAAGACUCAGGACAAGAAGCCUUGGUUGAACUCUCACAAGCAGGUCAAAGAUAGAACUUCUGAAUCCUCGAAAGGAGAAGAAGGAAACUAUCGAAAGGAUAAAGAAGAUAAGAAAGGUAAAGGUGUGCAAUGCUAUAACUGUAAGAAGCGUGGUCACUUGUCUAAACAUUGUUGGUACAGGAAAGACAAUAGAUCAACAAAAGGAGGGGACGAAGGAGCGAACCUUGCACGACAAAAUUUAGAUGAUUCUGAAGGUAUGAUGGUUAUGGCUGCAGUGGCAGAUAACCACAUCGAAUCCAAGAUCUGGUUUCUCGAAUCAGGAUGCUCAAAUAACAUGACUGGUCAAAAGGUGUGGUUGACAUAUUUCGACGAGUCGAAGAAGAGAAAGGUAAAACUUGCAGAUAAUAGUUCGUUGCAAGCAGAAGGUACUAGCAACAUAGUUUUUCAAAUGAGUAAUGGGGGGAAAGCUAUGAUUAAAGAUGUGAUCUAUGUACAUGGAAUAAAGUGA
Molecule: messenger RNA, 882 nt
Organism: Vicia villosa (hairy vetch)
Lineage: Eukaryota; Viridiplantae; Streptophyta; Magnoliopsida; Fabales; Fabaceae
Exons: 3
Coding region: 1-882 (293 amino acids)
Molecular function (GO): nucleic acid binding; zinc ion binding
Source: RefSeq, a predicted model, not a curated record